Messenger RNA from Ictalurus furcatus (blue catfish), 11742 nucleotides. RefSeq names its product neurobeachin a (gene nbeaa). The record is from RefSeq and is a predicted model, not a curated record. Gene Ontology annotation, molecular function: protein kinase binding. Bases 1113 to 9926 code for a protein of 2937 amino acids. The transcript is spliced from 58 exons. Gene Ontology annotation, biological process: intracellular protein localization. Lineage: Eukaryota; Metazoa; Chordata; Actinopteri; Siluriformes; Ictaluridae. Gene Ontology annotation, cellular component: cytosol; membrane.
CAACAUAUUACUAAAUAUAAAACCUUUAUUAAAUAAAUGCCAUACAACUUAUUUACAUUAAUUUUAAGAAAAAGUUAUAACUGAUGUCAGUGGUUCAGUCAGAGGAUGAGAUUUAGGAACUGUCUUGAUUCAGAUGUUCACAUAUGAUCUUCUCUGGCUGUUCACAGACCAUGACAAGACUUUCAGGAUUUUAACAUUUUCACGCCCACAGACGACCAGAACGGGUCCUAGUUAGAGGUCCAGAUACUGAAUCUGCAUCGAAGGUCUCAAACAUACAGGUUAGUGUCUGGACCAACCCACGUGACACAGACGUCACGUAUGGGUGUCCCCGAAAGACGUUACUGCUCUGAACGUCUUCCAGACAGUUUCGGACUAGUGUGUGUGUGUGUGUGUGUGUGUGAGAGAGAGAGAGAGAGAGAGAGAGAUUCAGAAUCCAUAAUCUCAUAUAACUAUUUGACCGUUUCCCAUUUUUCUCAACUCAUUAUGAAAUAUUUCAUCACAUUCGUCAGCAGGAGCCUGUUAUCAUUUGUCUAUUCUUAGGUCACUAUUAAUAUCAGACAUCGCACGUGCUCCAGCAUGGUCCCCACCUUUAUGGGCUCCACCUCAAAUUACUUCCUCCUUUGUCCCAUAGUGCACUGCAUAGAGUGUAAAAUCGAUUAUUUCGUAGCCUACGUAGCGCGCUUUAUAUAGGUAGCGAUGUGUUUGGGAUUGAGCCACGGACGGCUGAGCAGAGCGCUACCGCGCAUGCGCAGUGCUCGCUACCGCAGCCAGGGGGCGUGAACAUGGCGUCCUGAGCAGGACCACACAGCCGGAGACCGCAUCGUUUCACUGGGCUUUCAGAGCGAGCAAGACAGAGGGAGAAGCAACGUGAGAGGAGGACCUUUUCAACAAACGCAGAGAAAGUACGCUUUUGGUGCUCGUAUGCGUCGCAGGAAAGGAUAGACGGGAUUAAACAGCAGCGGUGUCAUUUGCUUAGCGGUUUCUGUUGUUGUUGUUUUAUUAUUUUUUUUUCCGCUAAUCCAAUUUUCAUGCGGUUGCAAAAAGCCAGUCGGUGACGCGAAACAGGUGAGAGCCGAGGCGGCCGCUCCUUAUUUUCGGGAUUUGGGCUGGAAAUGGCGAGCGAGAAGCCGCUUACGGCGCCGCUGGCGGAGCGAGAAGCCACGGGCGGCGGGGACGCGAUGGUGUCUGGCUCGGGCUCCGUUGUGCUGCCGGCUGGCGUCAUCAACCCCGCGGUUCCGAUCCGCAACAUCCGCAUGAAGUUCGCUGUGCUGAUCGGUCUCAUCCAGGUCGGCGAGGUCAGCAACCGGGACAUCGUCGAGACCGUGCUGAAUCUGCUCGUUGGUGGGGAGUUUGAUCUGGAGAUGAACUUCAUCAUCCAGGAUGCAGAGAGCAUCACGUGCAUGGUGGAGCUAUUGGAACACUGCGAAGUGACGUGCCAGGCUGAGAUUUGGAGCAUGUUCACGGCCAUCUUGCGCAAGAGCGUGCGCAACCUGCAGACCUGCACCGAGGUGGGCCUCAUACAGCAGGUGCUGCAGAAGAUGAGCUCCGUUGACGACAUGAUUGCAGACCUCUUAGUGGAUAUGCUGGGGGUUUUGGCCAGCUACAGCAUCACAGUAAAAGAGCUGAAGCUGCUAUUUAGCAUGCUGAGAGGAGAUAAUGGCAUAUGGCCGAGGCACGCAAUCAAGCUGCUGUCUGUCCUGAACCAGAUGCCUCAGAGACAUGGCCCAGAUACCUUCUUCAACUUCCCAGGACGCAGUGCAGCGGCCAUUGCUUUGCCUCCCAUUGCUAAGUGGCCUUACCAGAACGGGUUUACUCUCAACACAUGGUUCCGUAUGGACCCUCUGAACAAUAUCAAUGUGGACAAGGACAAACCCUACCUAUACUGUUUCCGGACGAGCAAAGGAAUUGGGUACUCUGCCCAUUUUGUGGGGAACUGUUUGAUCGUGACGUCGCUAAAGUCCAAAGGCAAAGGCUUCCAGCACUGCGUGAAGUACGACUUCCAGCCCAGGAAGUGGUACAUGAUCAGCAUUGUGCACAUUUACAACCGCUGGAGGAACAGUGAAAUCCGCUGCUAUGUGAACGGCCAGUUGGUCUCUUACGGCGACAUGGCCUGGCACGUCAACACCAAUGAUAGUUAUGAUAAAUGUUUCCUUGGCUCUUCGGAGACGGCUGAUGCCAAUCGGGUGUUCUGUGGUCAGCUUGGGGCUGUGUAUGUAUUCAGCGAGGCACUUAACCCAGCGCAGAUCUUCGCCAUUCAUCAGCUGGGACCCGGAUACAAGAGCACCUUUAAGUUUAAAUCAGAGAGUGAUAUCCACUUGGCUGAACACCAUAAGCAGGUGUUGUAUGAUGGGAAGUUGGCCAGCAGCAUCGCCUUCACAUAUAACGCCAAGGCCACAGACGCACAGCUCUGCCUCGAAUCCUCACCCAGAGAGAAUGUGUCCAUCUUUGUCCAUUCGCCCCACGCCCUCAUGCUGCAGGACGUAAAGGCCAUCGUCACACACUCCAUCCACAGUGCCAUCCACUCUAUCGGGGGCAUCCAGGUGCUGUUCCCGCUAUUCUCUCAGCUUGACUACCGACAGCCCAAUGACAGCCCUGUGGAGACCACCGUGUGUGCCACUCUCCUGGCUUUCCUGGUGGAGCUGUUGAAGAGUUCUGUAGCCAUGCAGGAGCAGAUGCUGGGAGGAAAGGGCUUCCUGGUCAUCGGAUACCUGUUAGAGAAGUCGUCCCGUGUGCACAUCACCCGGGCUGUACUGGAGCAGUUUCUCUCCUUUGCUAAGUAUCUAGAUGGCCUCACACAUGGAGCUCCUCUCCUAAAGCAGCUGUGUGACCACGUCCUGUUCAAUGCAGCCAUCUGGAUACAUACACCUGCAAAGGUUCAGCUCUCUCUGUACACUUACCUGUCAGCUGAGUUCAUUGGCACAGCCACAAUCUACUCCACUAUACGGCGAGUGGGCACCGUGCUGCAGCUCAUGCACACACUCAAGUACUACUACUGGGCCACCAACCCACUGGAGAGCAGCGGCAUCACACCUAAAGGCCUCGAUGGUCCUCGGCCCACACAAAAGGAGAUCAUCUCUCUGCGUGCCUUCAUGCUCCUCUUCCUCAAGCAGCUCAUUCUCAAGGACCGGGGUGUGAAAGAGGAUGAGUUACAGAGCAUCCUGAACUACCUGCUAACCAUGCAUGAGGAUGAGAAUAUCCAUGAUGUUCUGCAGCUCUUGGUGGCUCUCAUGUCUGAGCAUCCAGCCUCCAUGAUCCCUGCAUUUGACCAGAGGAACGGGAUACGGGUCAUCUAUAAACUCUUGGCUUCAAAGAGUGAAAGCAUUCGUGUGCAAGCACUCAAAGUCCUCGGAUAUUUUCUCAAACACCUCGGACACAAGAGGAAAGUGGAGAUCAUGCAUACACACAGCCUCUUCACACUGCUGGGAGAGAGAUUAAUGAUGCACACCAACACUGUGACAGUAACAACCUACAACACACUUUAUGAGAUUCUGACAGAGCAGGUGUGUACUCAGGUGGUUCAUAAACCUCACCCAGAGCCUGACUCCACUGUCAAGAUCCAGAACCCUAUGAUUCUGAAGGUGGUGGCGACGCUGCUGAAGAACUCCACGCCCAGCUCUGAGCUGAUGGAGGUGCGCCGCCUCUUCCUGUCUGAUAUGAUCAAGCUCUUCAGCAACAGCAGAGAGAACAGAAGGUGUUUGCUGCAGUGUUCAGUGUGGCAGGACUGGAUGUUCUCCCUGGGUUACAUUAACCCCAAAAACCCGGAGGAACAGAAGAUCACUGAGAUGGUAUACAACAUUUUCCGCAUCCUCCUGUACCAUGCCAUCAAGUACGAAUGGGGAGGCUGGCGUGUGUGGGUGGACACACUCAGCAUUGCCCACUCCAAGGUGACGUAUGAAGCGCAUAAGGAGUAUCUAGCUAAGAUGUACGAGGAGUAUCAGCGUCAGGAGGAGGAGAACAUGAAGAAAGGUAAGAAGGGCUCAGUGAGUACCAUCUCGGGUCUGUCAGCACAGCCGGCCGCUGUCAAUGGCGCCCUGGAGACACGCGAGACAGACGACACGUCUCAGACACACACACCUGAGAGCGAGGCUGAGUACACCGAGAGCAGUGAGCCACAGAACCUGCUGACCGAUGCAAAGGAUCAAGUCCAUGUCCAUGAGCUUCUGGUGGACAUCAAGGCUGAGAAAGUGGAGGCCACUGAGGUGAAGCUGGAUGAUCUGGACAUGUCUCCAGAGGCUCUGGGAGGAGGAGGAGGAGGAGGAGGAAUGGAAAACGGCCCACUGGUGGAAGUGGACUCACUGCUGGACGCUGCGUACUGUGUGCACAAGCUGAACGGAGGGUUGGCUCCCAAGGAGGAGGAGGAACCAGUCAUGGGGACGGGUACAAGCGAAGACGACGCCAACCUGGGGCCCCUGAUCACGCUGGAUGAUGAGAAGGACAUUGUGCCCAGCAACAAUGGCUUCAUCUUUCCAAAAAGUGAAGAGAAGUUGCUCCCCUCUCUGGCCACGCCUGAGCCGCUGCCACUAUCCGGCCCAGAGCAGGGGACCGCUGCACCCACCAUGCCUACCUCUGUACCCGUGUCGAGUGCCAGCGACGACCUCAGCCUGCUGGCCCACAUGACAUCAUGCGGCUCUGAUCUGGCACCCGAUGAUGACAGCUUUAAGCUGCAGAGCUCGCUGGCUGACAUCAGCACACUAGCAGAGGGCAGUGAGGGUGGCAUAGGAGAUGCAGGAACAGUAAAGAGCGGAGACGCCAUCAGUACCGUGUCGGACACAGACAGGUCAGAUGACAGCAGGGACAAAGAGAUGAAGAAAAUCCAAACUACAGCCACCACACAGGCACUGCACGGGCGUUCGGGCAGUCAGAUGGAGCGGGAUCUGCGGGUGGAUCUCGGCUUCAGAGGGAUGCCCAUGACCGAGGAGCAGCGGCGGCAGUUCAGCCCCGGGCCACGCACCACCAUGUUCCGUAUUCCAGAGUUCAAAUGGUCCCCCAUGCACCAGCGCUUACUCACCGACCUGCUAUUCGCCCUCGAGACAGACGUGCAUGUUUGGAGGAGCCAUUCGACUAAAUCAGUUAUGGACUUCGUGAACAGUAAUGAGAACAUUAUAUUUGUACACAACACCAUCCACCUCAUUUCUCAGAUGGUUGAUAACAUCAUCAUCGCCUGUGGAGGGAUCCUGCCUCUGCUCUCCGCUGCCACUUCACCUUCUAAGAAACACAAGCCCUGCUCUCAGAUUAAGGGCAGUGAAUUGAAGCCCCUGCCAGGGAGCUCCUCCUCAGGGGGAGAGACGGAGCUGGAGAACGUGGAGGCCACUCAGGGCAUGUCGUCUGAGACGGCUGUGACGUUCCUCAGCAGGUUGAUGGCCAUGGUGGAUGUGCUGGUGUUCGCCAGCUCCCUGAACUUCAGUGAAAUUGAGGCUGAGAAGAACAUGUCCUCCGGAGGCCUGAUGAGGCAGUGCCUGCGCCUAGUGUGCUGUGUUGCUGUGAGGAACUGUCUGGAGUGUCGGCAGAGGCAGAGAGAGCGAGGCAACAAGUCGUCACUUCCUAUCAGCAAAACACAAGACAACCUUCAGAGUACAACUGCCACCAGCAAGAGCGCCAUAGCGAAUGUCCCUCGUAACCUCUCACCUAUCAAGGACCCUGACAGAUUGUUGCAGGACGUGGACAUCAACCGUCUGAGAGCCGUCGUCUUCAGAGAUGUGGAUGACAGUAAACAGGCUCAGUUCCUGGCUCUGGCUGUAGUUUACUUCAUUUCUGUCCUCAUGGUGUCCAAAUACCGGGACAUCCUGGAGCCACAGAGAGAGAUUGGCAGGUCCAGCAGCCUAUCAGGAAGGAGCAUACGGCAAGAAAUUAAUUCCCCCACUAGCACAGAAAACCCCUCCUCAUUCUCAGACAGCAGUCGACCUGAGCGUCUGCCCCUGGAGGAUCUGCCCCUGGAGUCCUCGCUGCCCCACACUGACUCGGGCAUCGGAGACGAGCAGGUGGGCGGCACCCUUAAUGGCUCUGACUUGGGAGUUGUGGCCUCAGGUGUGGGAGGAGGUCCAGACGCCAUGAGUGAGCUCCUGUGCACGCUUUCAGCAGAGGUGCGCAAGUCCCACGAGUCUCUGCUCGAGUCUCCGCUCGGUGCGGACACACUGAAGCCGGCCGCAUCUAUCUCCAGCAUCAGCCAGGCCAACAAGGGCAUCAAUGUUAAGGAGAUCCUCAAGAGCUUGGUGGCAGCGCCAGUGGAAGCCACUGAGACGGGUCCUGAGCCACAGCCGUACCAUCCUGACCCAGCACUGAAGAGGGAGACAGCUGCCAUGCUGCCCAUGCAGUUCCAUUCAUUCGACAGGAGUGUGGUUGUACCAGUGAAGAAACCUCCACCUGGCAGUCUGGCAGUGAACACAGUGGGCACACCCACCAGCAGUGCCAUCCCCUCCUCCGGCAGCACACCAAACAUCUUUGCUGCUGCCAGUGCCACACCUAAGAGCAUGAUCAACACAACAGGUGCCACAGACUCGGCCUCGUCCUCCUCUGCCUCAUCCUCCAGCUUUGUGAAUGGUGCCACCAGUAAAAACCUACCUGCUGUGCAGACUGUCGCACCCAUGCCCGAGGACACAGUGGAGAACAUGAGUGCCUUUUGUGAGGUGGACCCAUGUCCACUGCGAAGUGGGUUGACCCCUGCAGAGCUCAAAUCCUUUAGCUCACUGGCAGGAUUCCACACAGCCCCCAGAGAUGAGGGACAGUUUCUUAGUAUAACCACUAAGUUAGAGCGUGCACUGGAGAAGGUGGCCCCCCUCCUGAGGGAGAUCUUUGUGGACUUUGCACCCUUCCUGUCCAGGACCCUGCUCGGUAGCCAUGGGCAGGAGUUGCUGAUUGAAGGCCUGGUGUGUAUGAAGUCCAGUACAUCAGUAGUGGAGCUGGUGAUGUUACUGUGUUCACAGGAGUGGCAGAACUCCAUUCAGAAGAAUGCAGGACUCGCCUUUAUUGAGCUUAUUAAUGAGGGCAGGCUCUUGUGCCAUGCCAUGAAGGACCACAUCGUGCGAGUGGCCAAUGAGGCGGAGUUUAUCCUCAACAGGCAGAGGGCCGAGGACGUCCACAAACAUGCCGAGUUUGAGUCCAACUGCGCUCAGUAUGCAGCAGAUCGGAGAGAGGAAGAGAAGAUGUGCGAUCACCUGAUCAGUGCCGCCAAGCACAGAGAUCACGUGACCGCCAACCAGCUGAAACAGAAGAUCCUCAACAUCUUGACUAAUAAACAUGGAGCAUGGGGUACCAUGGCCCAGAGCCAUUUGGUUGAUUUCUGGCGUUUGGACUACUGGGAAGAUGACCUGCGCAGGAGGCGAAGAUUUGUUCGCAACGCAUUUGGCUCCACACACUCGGAUGUGUCACUCAAAGCACUGGAGGAUUACGCCCCAGAGGAAGAGGAGGGCAUGAAGUCAAAGAAGGCGUUCAGGAGCCAGUCUGUGGUCAGUCAGAAUCCUGAGAUGGAGCUGAUGCUGGAAGGAGACGAUGAUGCUGUCAGUCUGCUGCAGGAGAAAGAGAUCGACAAUCUCGCAGGUCCUGUGGUUCUGAGCACGCCGGCCCAGCUGGUUGCUCCUGUGGUCGUUGCCAGGGGGACACUCUCCAUCACCACCACUGAGAUUUACUUUGAGGUGGAUGAAGAAGAUCCCGCUUUCAAGAAGACUGAUGCAAAGGUGUUGGCGUAUUCUGAGGGGCUGCAUGGGAAAUGGAUGUUCAGUGAGAUCAGAGCCGUGUUUGCCAGACGUUACCUGUUGCAGAACACUGGCCUGGAGGUCUUCAUGGCCAACAGAACAUCAGUCAUGUUUAACUUCCCGGACCAGGCAACUGUCAAAAAGGUGGUGUACAGUUUACCCCGAGUGGGGGUCGGCACCAGCUACGGCCUUCCUCAAGCAAGACGAAUUUCUCUGGCCACCCCUCGUCAGCUCUUCAAGUCCUCCAACAUGACCCAGCGCUGGCAGAGGCGGGAGAUCUCUAACUUCGAGUACCUCAUGUUUCUCAACACCAUCGCAGGGAGAACAUAUAAUGACCUUAACCAAUACCCGGUCUUCCCCUGGGUCCUCACCAACUAUGAGUCUGAGGAGCUGGACCUCACUCUGCCUGGCAACUUCAGAGACCUGUCGAAGCCAAUUGGGGCGCUGAAUCCAAAGCGUGCAGCCUUUUACGCAGAGCGUUAUGAAACUUGGGAGGAGGAUGGAACCCCACCACAUCACUACACAUCCCUGUACUCCACCGCUGCUUCUACUCUGCUCUGGCUCCACAGAAUAGAGCCCUUCACUACAUUCUUCCUGAAUGGAAACGACAGUAAGUUUGACCAUCCAGACCGAACAUUUUCCGGCAUCAUGCGCUCCUGGAGGAGCUGCCAGAGGGAUACGUCUGAUGUCAAGGAGUUGAUCCCAGAGUUCUACUACCUGCCCGAGAUGUUUGUGAACAGUAAUGGUUAUGAUCUGGGUUUGAGGGAGGACCACACUCCGGUCUGUGAUGUGGAGCUGCCUGUCUGGGCCAAGAAACCAGAAGACUUUGUUCGCAUUAAUAGAAUGGCUUUGGAGAGUGAGUUUGUAUCGUGCCAGCUGCACCAGUGGAUCGAUCUGAUCUUCGGCUACAAGCAGCGAGGACCCGAGGCAGUGAGAGCUCUUAACGUGUUCCACUACAUGUCCUAUGAAGGCUCUGUCAAUCUGGAUACCAUCACAGACCUGCAGCUCAGAGAGUCCACAGAGGCUCAGAUCCAGACGUUUGGUCAAGUUCCCUCGCAGCUGUUAAUUGAGCCUCAUCCUCCCCGCAGCUCGGCUAUGCAUCUGUGUUUCCUUCCUCAGAGUCCACUCAUGUUUAAGGAUCAGAUGCAGCAGGAUGUGAUCAUGGUGCUGAAAUUUCCCUCCAACUCUCCGGUGACACACGUGGCUGCCAAUACGCUCCCUCACCUGAGCAUGCCCGCUGCCGUAACGGUCACCUGCAGCCGCCUGUUUGCUGUUAACCGCUGGCACAACACCGUCGGUCUCAGGGGAGCCCCAGGCUACUCACUGGAACAGGCUCAUCACCUCCCAAUAGAGAUGGAUCCUCUUAUAGCCAAUAACUCUGGGGUGAAUAAACGGCAGAUCACUGACCUGGUUGACCAAAGCAUUCAGAUAAACACACACUGUUUUGUGGUCACUGCUGACAAUCGCUACAUCCUGGUGUGUGGCUUCUGGGACAAGAGUUUCCGAGUCUACUCCACAGAAACGGGUAAACUGACUCAGAUUGUGUUUGGUCACUGGGAUGUAGUGACGUGUUUGGCUCGUUCUGAGUCGUACAUCGGCGGAGACUGUUACAUCGUCUCAGGCUCACGAGACGCCACGCUGCUGCUGUGGUACUGGAGUGGACGACAUCACAUCAUCGGAGACAAUCCCAACAACAGUGAUUAUCCAGCACCCCGGGCUGUUCUCACGGGUCAUGAUCAUGAGGUGGUGUGUGUGUCGGUGUGUGCUGAGCUGGGACUAGUCAUCAGUGGAGCCAAAGAGGGUCCAUGUUUGGUACACACCAUCACAGGGGAUCUGCUGCGGGCUCUGGAGGGUCCAGAAAACUGCCAGCAGCCUCGGCUCAUCUCCGUGUCCAGUGAGGGUCACUGCAUCAUAUACUACGAGAGAGGCCGCUUCUGCAACUUCAGCAUCAAUGGCAAGCUGCUCGCUCAGAUGGAGCUCAACGACUCUACCCGGGCUGUGCUGCUGAGCAGCGAUGGACAGAAUCUGGUGACUGGAGGAGAUAACGGAGUGGUGGAGGUGUGGCAGGCCUGCGACUUUAAGCAGCUCUACAUCUACCCAGGCUGUGACGCUGGAAUCCGGGCCAUGGAUCUCUCUCAUGACCAGAGAACUUUAAUUACUGGCAUGGCAUCAGGCAGCAUCGUGGCAUUCAACAUUGAUUUCAACCGCUGGCACUAUGAGCAUCAGAACAGAUACUGAGAGUGGACAUAAACACACGCACACACACACACACACACACACACACACAUGCGCGCGCGCGUGCACACACACACACACACACGCAUGCACAUACACACACGCACACACACGCGCACACACACACAGUGGAGUGUGAGGAACGAGAAAACUGACUGCAGGCUGCUGCCAAACUUCAGCUGGGAGAGCUCCUACUAACUCAUGACCCGUUAGAAGUUUCCGGAAACACCAAACAUGUCUCUGUUCUGGAAUAGACUGGACCGUCGGACUUAAUGAAAAGAUUACAAACAUAAGACUUUGUUGUUGUAAGCUAGAAUCUUUAGGAUUGUUUUUCACACCCCACAUAUGAUAAUAGGUCAUGUAAAGUCUUCUUGUUUGCAGACUGUGAACAUGAUCAGUGCUGUGGACUCGAGAAAGUAUCUCAACCUCAGAGGCUUCAGAGAUGAACCACCAAAUAAUCAAAUCAAAGAAUGCUUUUACUCUCAUUUUAGCGGGUGGGCUAGAGAACCAGGGUUGGGACACACACACACACGCAGAAUGUUGGUGAAUAUAAUACAGGUCUUUGGUCUAAGGGCAGAGCUUACAUCCCUCAGUUUCCCCCAUCCGGACGGUUCCGCCACCUUUAAAAUCAUUAAUGACUUGCUGUAUGUAAAUUAUUGUGUAUUAUUAAUAAACUGUUGGCGCUUUUGAUGAGAUGAUGGUGGCCUGAGAUGAGAGCAGCCAGGUACACGCUGGAGGUCAUGUCCUAUCAGAAAACGACCUUCGUUUUCUUCUUUGUAUAUUUGGUAAUUGUUUUGUCAUAUAUGUACAUAACUCGACAGCGUGGGCAAGACAGGCAUGUAAGUGGAGAAAAGAAUUAAAAAAAAAACACUAAGGUAAAAAUAAAAUGUAACCCUCUCACUCUCACACAUUUUCUGAUUAUUUAUGAUAAAAAAAGAAAUAAAUGUUGAAGAUUUUGUAAUGGCACUUUGCACCAAUAACCUAAUUUAGCGGAAUGGUUUUAUUUUUGUUUAUAGAAACCAUCAGUUGUAUGAUUUGUGCAUCGAUGUUCGUUGUAUUUGUUCAAUAUUAAAAACGUGUAAUGAUUCUGUUGUACCACCGCAGUAAGCAAUAUCAUAACGCCGUAGCUAGGAGAGAAAUAGAAAUCAUAAAGCUUUUGAGGAGGAAAGCUUGGUUUAUAUGAGUAUUAAAAUAUGUAAACACUUCAAUAUGCAGCAGUUUCAUUUUUUCCCCCCUCAGCCACUUAAGAAUAAGAAAAAUAUUUUUGGAUCUACAGUGUAAUACUGAACUCUAAUAUAACCUUGUUUCCUUGCAAAGGUGUAAAUAAUAACCAAAAAAAAACUCAACAGAACAAUGAAUUAUGCAAAGAGUUUGGGGAUUUUGCCUUGUUAUUGGCCAUGGGUGUGUGUAUAUGACUGAGACAGAGGUGCAGUAGUUGAUGAGCACAGCUGUCCAGGAUUAAAGGUGACUGGUUAGUACUGUACGUUUGAUUCAAUUUGUACAUUUUUGUUCUUUUAUUUUUCCAUGGUGACUUGAUUAUUGCAUAUGUCUCUAAUUUAUUGUUUUGUUUAUUGUUUGUAGAGAGGAGAGGUACAGUUAUUGGUGAAAAAAAUGAAGGAAAGACAUUUUAAUCUAACUCAUGAACUCGAGCCCCAUCUGCUGAUUCAUGCAUUUGCAGCAACGUGAAUAAGGCAGAAACUGACAGGAGGCAUCUCUUCAAAUGUUCAAAAUUCAUUCAUGCCAAUAUAUAAAGAUCAAUAACUGUAAAAUACAAUUGUUUUCUUUUUGUCGUAUUUACAAUAAAACCAACCAAAACAUG